Messenger RNA from Aspergillus aculeatus ATCC 16872, 3237 nucleotides. RefSeq lists its product as uncharacterized. Gene Ontology annotation, cellular component: cytoplasm. The record is from RefSeq and is a predicted model, not a curated record. Gene Ontology annotation, molecular function: phosphopantetheine binding. Gene Ontology annotation, biological process: amino acid activation for nonribosomal peptide biosynthetic process; secondary metabolite biosynthetic process. Bases 1 to 3237 code for a protein of 1078 amino acids. NCBI's taxonomy places the organism in Eukaryota, Fungi, Ascomycota, Eurotiomycetes, Eurotiales, Aspergillaceae. The transcript has a single exon.
AUGACUCUGGACGACAAUCCUGUCCCACCGACGUUGCCCUACACCCUUCACGGCGUCUUCCAGCAGAAUGUCCUGGACCGACCCGAUGCCUCAGCUGUCUGCGCCUGGGAUGGCGACCUGACUUAUCGGGAACUGGACGAGAAGUCCUCGACCCUAGCCCACAUCCUCCGUCACCGGGGAGUUCAAGAUGGGGCGCUCGUGGCGCUAUGUUUUGAUCAUUCGCUCUGGACGGCGGUGGCCAUGAUGGCCGUCUCCAAGGCCGGGGGGGUAUGGUUCUUUCUCGAGCCCAAGCAUCCCGUCAAUCGACUGCGCCAGAUGUGCCGCAGCGUGCAGGCGCGCAUGGUCCUAUGCAGCAGAUCGCAGGCGAGUGUGGCGGCUGAAUUGAGCGACGACCAAAUGGAGGCACCGCUCAGCAUCGAGGAGGCGGUCCUGCGUGAGGAGGAUCCUGGUCCGAUGGACCUCGAGGUCGUCAGCCCGGAGCGCCCCGCGUAUGUGGCCUUCACCUCAGGCUCGACCGGCAGCCCCAAGGGCGCUGUCAUGACGCACCAGGCGGCGGUGACCGGCGUGUUGCACAAUGCGAAGCCCAUGCAGCUCGACCGGACCGCUCGGAUUCUGCAAUUCGCCUCGUUCGCCUUUGAUAUCAGUUUCCUCGAACACUUUUGGGCGCUGCUCUUGGGAGGAUGUCUCUGUAUCCCUGCCCCGCUGGACCGCCAGAACAACACCAUCCACGCGGUCCAGAGCCUGCAGGUCAAUUGGAUGUUCCUCACGCCCACCGUGGCGCGGCUCCUGGAGCCGCCGCAGCUGCCAUCUCUGCGGACGCUCGUGCUGGGCGGAGAGCCGGUCACCCAGGCAGACCUGGAUAUGUGGCUGCCCUACGUGCACCUGGCGGGACUGUACGGGCCAGCGGAGUGCGCCGUCGGGAUCGCCGUCCAGCCGGACUAUAGCCGGGUGGAGUCGGCCAACAAUGUCGGGCCGCCCUUCUCGGUCGCUUGCUGGAUCGUCAGCGAGCAAGACCCGACGCAAUUGGCUCCGCGCGGCGCGGUAGGUGAGUUGGUGGUGGAAGGCCCCUCCAUCAGUGAGGGCUACAUCAACGCCCCGGAGCAGACGACGAGGGCCUAUCUGACCAACCCCACGUGGCUGCCCGCCGCUCGCCACUCCACCAAAAAGCUCUACCGGACGGGGGACUUGGCGCGUGUCCUGGACGAUGGCUCCUUGCUCUUUCACGGCCGGAAGGAUACCCAGGUCAAGAUCAACGGGCAGCGCAUCGAGCUGGGGGAAAUCGAGUAUCACACCCGAGCCGUUCUCGGCAAGGAACACUUGCGGUCCCCCCCGGUGGUGGCCGAAGCCAUGGAGGUGAGAGGGCGCGCCCUCACGGUGAUUGCCUUCUACCAGGUGGAAGGGGUGUGCCAGGACCUCGACCACGACGGCCAGGACCUCUUCCUGCCACCCGACGAUGGGUUCGUCGGCCGGAAGCAGAGCUAUCAGUCGCAGCUCCGGGAUCAUCUGCCCGAAUACAUGAUCCCCACCAGUUUCAUCCCCGUGCGGGGGUUGCCCCUCACCAUGUCGGGGAAGACGGACCGCAAAACGCUGCGGGAGAAGUUUGCCCAGCUGCCCUCGGACCGGAUCAAGGCAUACUUUGUCGACGGAGACGGGGGUAGCAGGAGCACGGAGGGGAUGCCGACCACGCCUCUCGAGCGGCAGAUGCAGGAGCUGUGGGCGGCCACGCUGAAGCUCGAGCUGGAGGAGGUCGGACGGAAUGAUCCCUGGAUGUCGCUCGGGGGCGAGUCCCUCGCAGCGAUGCGGUUGGUCGCGCGCGCGCGCAAGGAGGGUAUUGCCGUCACGGUGCCCGACAUCUUCCGCCACAAGACCAUCGCGACUUUGUGUCAACAUGUGUCGGUCCGCCCGGGCCCGGAGACCAUCGAGAGCUUUCCGCCAUUCUCGUUGGUGCAGUGCCAGCAGGGCUCGACGGGGAUCGAGGAGCUUCGGCAUGCUGCCGCCCAACAAUGCGGGCUCACCCCCGAGGCGAUCGAGGACCUCUACCCAUUCACCGCGAUGCAAGAGGCAGUGGUCAUCCCCCCCGCAACCAUUGGCGUCAACUACACCCUCCGCCUCGACGUCAAGCUGCCCGCCGAGCUGGACCUGGAGCAGCUGAUGCGGGCCUGGGACAUGGUCGUGGCCGCCAACUCAGUCCUCCGCAUGCGCGUCGUGCGACUACCCGCCGAUGAGAGUGAGACAAUGGUCCUGGCUGUGACCCGCCCAGAGAUCCCCAUGGAGCCGCUCUUCGCCGAGCGAUUUGCCCCCGGGGUCGAUUUAUGGGGACUGGGGAAGCCGCUGGUCCGCGUGGGGGUGGCGCCAGGGCGGCUGGUGAUGUUGAUCCAGCAUGCGCUCUACGAUGGUCACUCGCUCGGGCUCAUCUUCCGCGACCUCGAACAGGCAUACCGGGGCCAGCCGGUGGCGGCUGUCUCAUAUAGUCCGUUUGUGCACUGGUCGACCGAAUGGCAAGACGGCUCCAACAAGCAACAAUACUGGCGAGAGAAAUUCGCCGGGUUCGACGGCCGCGUGUGUCCGCCGCGCGUCGCCGACGCCGGCAUCGGCUGCAUGGAGAGCCAGCAUUUCUGGGGCUCGCUGAAUUUCCGGCCGGAUGGUUUCACGGUAACCAGCAAGAUUCGGGUGGCACUGGCUGUGGUCCUCUCCUGGCAUUUCGACACCUGUGACAUCGUGCUCGGGGGGAUCUACGCCCGUCGUGGGGCCCCCAUCCCGGGCAUCAUGGAGUCCCCCGUGCCAGCCUCCGCCAUCCUGCCCGAUCGAAUCCGCCUGGAUCCCACGCAGUCGCUGCGGGCCAACGUCGACCAGGAUCAAGAGAACAUUCUGACCAUGAUGCCAUACGAGGGGAUCCGGCCGAGUCAGGUCCUGGACCUGAGCGAGGCGGCUCGCGCGGCAAGUCAGUUCCAAACCAUCCUGGCGGUGCAGCAGGACAACUCCUCGGUCUAUCCGGAGAUGUUUCGUGACCACGAAAUGGGCUACUACGGCCCCGUCACCGCGCACAACCUCAUGAUGCAGUGCUUUCUGAGCCCGGACCGCGCAUCGGCCCGGGUCUCUCUCCGGCUAAGUGAGCGAACGAUGCAGGAGACCACGGCCUGGGACCGCUUCUUGGCCCACUUCGAAGCUGUCGUGGAUGCUAUCCAGGAGAAACCUGAGAUACCAGUAGACAGGCUGCGCCAGCACCUGGGGGCGUAG